AUGAAGGCAGAAAUUGAAGAACAAAAAUCCCAACAUAUGAGCAUUUUGCAAAAACAUUUAAAUGAAAUCAAACGUAUACAAAGUCGGAUUGACAAAACAUUGCUUAACCUGAAUAGAAUUAAAGAAUCAAAUGAAGUGUCUCUGGCCAUGGAUUAUAUCUCCCAAACCGAAGAAUUCAGCAAUCUUCUUCCGAGAGUUCAUGUAUCACUACCAACGUUCAAUUCAAAAACAAAAGAAAUAGAUCAUUUCAGCAAGUUGUUUGGAUCCCUGACACCGUUAUCCAAAAGCAAAAAGAAAAAUAGCUACACAUUAAAGACAUCUACCAAGGAGCUGUUGAAAGAACCGAAACUUUACACUACUAUAAAUACUAGGUACGACAACCUUCUCGGUGUUACCUGUUUCGGUGCAGAAAUCUGGACAAGGACACUCAAGGUUAGUGAUUUGAAAUGUUACAACAUUCAUGGCUCACUAAUGAAGACAAUUCAAACAAAAUCUGGGAGAAUGCCGAAUGAUAUAGCAGUGACAGAUGACGGCGAUCUCUUGUACUCAGACUGGAGUAAUGGAACUGUGUAUAAAGUAAGGAAUGGACAGACAGAGGAGGUGAUCAAACUUCAGGGCUGGACACCUAUUAAUCUCUGUGUCACGUCUUCUGGGCAUCUCCUGGUUACUAUGUGCAGUGACGAUAAAAAUAAGUCCAAAGUUGUUCGUUUCUCAGGUCUUAAAGAGACACAAACAAUCCAGUUUGGUGAUAAAGGUGAACCUUUGUAUUCAGGAAAGCAUGAAACAAAGUACAUCAGUGAGAACAGAAACCUGGAUAUAUGUGUGGCUGACAAGGAUGUCAGUGCCUUAGUUAUAGUUAACCACAGCGGAAAAGUCCGAUUUAGAUACACCGGUCAUCCAUCUACUACAAAGAACAACAAAUCAUUCGUACCUUAUGGGAUAGCAACAGACAGUCUCGGUCAGAUCCUUACCACAGACAGAGAAAACAACUGUAUCCACAUUCUUAAUAAGGAUGGCCUGUUCCUCUGUUGCAUAAAAAACUGCGAUUUAAAGUCCCCAUAUGGUUUAUAUGUCGAUAAAAGAGACGAUUUGUUUGUUGCAGAAAAUUAUACCGGGCAUGUUAAGAAAAUCCAAUAUAUGAAGUGA
This is a messenger RNA of Saccostrea cuccullata (small rock oyster), 1146 nucleotides long. RefSeq lists its product as uncharacterized. The transcript has a single exon. Bases 1 to 1146 code for a protein of 381 amino acids. Lineage: Eukaryota; Metazoa; Mollusca; Bivalvia; Ostreida; Ostreidae. The record is from RefSeq and is a predicted model, not a curated record. Gene Ontology annotation, molecular function: protein binding; ubiquitin protein ligase activity; translation repressor activity. Gene Ontology annotation, biological process: protein polyubiquitination; negative regulation of translation; proteasome-mediated ubiquitin-dependent protein catabolic process.